This is a messenger RNA of Amoebophrya sp. A120, 2622 nucleotides long. The record is from the annotation of a GenBank genome assembly. NCBI's taxonomy places the organism in Eukaryota, Dinophyceae, Syndiniales, Amoebophryaceae.
GACAUCGCAGCGGGCGCGGAUGAAAAAACAUGGCAAGCGCAAGGUGCAUCUUCUGGUAGUAGUUGGUGCGACCUCCGGGACAACAGAGCAUUCGUGCCACAGCAGGACGCGGUACAUGGUGUCACCCGUGAAUGCGACCCACCGCCGUCACCCCAUGGCGUACACCAGCAGGACGCAGUACAUGGCGUCACCCGUGAAUCGCUGCGAAAUCUUUGCUCCGCGUGUGACCGGCAAGACAAGCAUUACAAAGAUGCCACGAAAAACGGGCCGAACUCACCGGGGGCUGUGCAUGCGCAUCCACCACCACCAGAGCAGGAGAAGGCAUCGUCCACUUGUCGCGCUUUUGAGUCGCGUGCUCAUCAAGAACGGGGAGGGAUGAUCAGUGCGGGUGUAGCUAGUGAAGAAACGCCGGAACUACAACACUUCGGCACCACCCGCAGCACUUCUAGAUCUUGUCCACAACUUCAAGGCUGCAGGGAAGGCACGACAUCCGCAGCCGUGGCGGCGCCACAAAAGAAUUGCCCCUCCGAUGCUUCUCUAGCCUCUGACGGCCUGUUAGGUUGCGGUGGUGUUGUCCAACCUGAUAUUCGGCGGGGCGCAGCGGCCGAAGCCGGCAGUGCGAACGCUGUAGUGUCGCUUGCUUCGUUUGAUGACGCGAACGCGGAGACGGACGUGGAAUGUUGUCCGGGCCAGGUUCCCUGCUACAACCAUCUGGGACAGCUGGAUCGGCCUUUUCAGCCUGCGGCAACGGGACGGUACGACGAUCCCUUGGCAGAGGUUGGAAAGUUAAAGUCAGACGAGGCGAAGCUGCUGAUGCAGCUGAAGCAGCUGAACCUGAAGGACAAGCAGCUGAAGAUGCAGCAGUCAGACGAGGCGAAGCAGCUGAUGCAAAGUCUUUACGAAGCAGCUGAUGCAGAGGAUGGCCGUUUGGUUCGCAACGUCGCAAGCGCGCUGCAGAAGAUCACCCUGCCCAUGGAAAUGCAGGACUCGCUAACGCUGGACUUGAUUCAGCCGGACCUUUAUUGGCGCAACGUUAGUUACUACACCGAAACUCAUGACCCGAAGCACGGCAUUUAUCGCAGGCCGAAAUAUUGCGAGGACAAGCGACUCAACAUGUUUUACUUAACGAGCCCGACGUCGAUGCCUCUGAGCGAGUAUUUUGCGCGGUUCCACAAUUACUUCGACGCGAGUGCGGAAAGCUACGUUAUCGCGUACAUCUAUCUUGACCGACUGCGGGCGUCGCUGACGAGCGUCGACCCUCCCGGAAAACAUCGGAGCCACCGCCUGAACAAUGCAAACAUCUACCGUUUUUGGCUUGCCGCAAUCACACUGGCUUCGAAGUAUUGGGACGACCGAUUCAACUCCAACAAACGAUAUGCCUUAAUCGGGGGAGUGCCGUUGAAAGAGUUAAACAAAUUGGAGUGGGCCUUUUUUUCCCUGCUAGAUUUUAACAUCUGUGUUUCAGUUCCUGAAUUCCAGCACUACAAGCGGGCUUUCCUAAAAAUGGAUACCAACGAAGCCGCUGCUCUUCAGGCCCUGCACAGAGUAGAGGGUCUGCAACCGCUGGAUUUCCCCGCACUUGAUCCCGGGACAGAUUCGAGAUUUGCAGCGGAGCGAUACUUAGUGCGAAAUCUCCGAGAAAAAAACAAAAACCGAAAAGACCAGCCGCCGGGUGCUCGAUACAUUCAGUCAGUUGAAGAUAUUGAGUUUAUUUCAUCUGGUGAAGAUGAACGGAACGGGAACCACGUGGAGCAGGAGGAGCAGGGGGUAGGAACAAGAUUGCGGCAGGCCCAGGCAACAGGCUCGCUAGGCGACUGGCGGAGUCGCGAUGACCGGCAGCAUGAAGGACAAGGACCACUGUGCGGAACUUCGUGCAGCGCGACUGCAUCGGGGACGUUAGCCUGGUCGGCCCCAUCUUCAUCUUCUACGCCAGAACCGAGCCGCACCAUUCAAUCUAAGCGAUGGCAGGCCAAACCGAGUCUGGAACUAGUAGACGACGCACAACACCCCGUGGGGCGCAGACUAUCACCACGACCACCCGCAGUAGAUAAAAGACGUUCGCGACCGGGUACGCUGCAUCGCUACCGCGGCACCAAGGGGCCUCGUACCGGCGACAUGCGCGUGAUUCAAAACGCAAGCACCUCAACCGGGCCAGAUUCGGCUUCAGACGAGAGGUCCGAUACCAAUUCCAGAUCCAGAAGGAUCAACUACUCGAGUUCCGGUUCGACGCAAUCUCUGCCCCCGGGAGUGUUCCCACUGACGCUGAAGAACUUGAAGGAACACACACGCCUCCUGUUCGAGCACGCAUUCCGAAAGGGGCCGCAUGAGGGAGAAGAUGACAAUACUCGUGCGGUACUACACGACCGUUGUGGUAGCGGUUCGGCGAUAGCGAAAAGCAAAAGAUCGCGCAAGGGCAAACUGUAUGCGAUCUACCGACACAAAGACGACGGAGCCUGGUCGUGGUCUCCCGACUGCCUGGUUGGGAGUGACCUUGAAGGCGCUGCGGUGAUUGUCGGCAGACGAACGCGAACUGAUUCCUCGCGAGAGUCUUCUGCGCACCGUCUGGGCUUCUGCAUGCCGCAAACGAGCGACGACUACAGCAACCGACCGACGGAUGUGUGA